Molecule: messenger RNA, 951 nt
Organism: Bufo bufo (common toad)
Lineage: Eukaryota; Metazoa; Chordata; Amphibia; Anura; Bufonidae
Product: olfactory receptor 6B1-like
Exons: 1
Coding region: 1-951 (316 amino acids)
Biological process (GO): G protein-coupled receptor signaling pathway
Cellular component (GO): membrane
Molecular function (GO): G protein-coupled receptor activity; olfactory receptor activity
Source: RefSeq, a predicted model, not a curated record
AUGGCCAACCAGACUAAAUCAACAGUUGUAGAGUUUGUCCUGCUUGGAUUUCCGGGUCUUGCAGAGAAGUUCUAUCCUGUGGUCUCGAUAACCAUCUUCCUUCUCUACAACCUUUCUCUCUACGCCAAUGGCAUUGUCAUUGUGUUGAUUAGCUUGCACGAACAACUACACCAACCAAUGUAUGUCAUUGUUGGAAACCUAGCCUUCUCUGACUUACUUUUCGACACACUGACCUUGCCAAAAAUCAUUGCCAAGUAUUGGUUUGGGCAUGGAUCCUUGGCCUUUUCUGUUUGUUUUCUUCAAAUGUUCUUUGUACAUUAUCUGUCCACUCUCGAUUCCUUUAUGAUUCUGCUUAUGGCCAUGGAUCGAUAUGUUGCCAUCUGUAAGCCGCUAAGAUACCAUACCAUUGUAAGUAACCGAGUGGUGACAAUCCUGUGCUUAUUGAUCUGGGUCUUUGCUGCCAUUGUUGGCCUAGUUAUUACCACCUUGGGCCUUUGGCUAUCCUACUGUGGCCCCAACAGAAUUAAGAGCUGUUUUUGCUCUCUCACCCCUGUCGCCGUCUUAUCUUGUGCCGAUUCAGCUUCAGCUAGGAGGACUGGGUUCAUCAUUGCCUUGUUUGCCCAUGUUUGCCCGUUGUCCUUUAUUGUCUUCUCGUACAUCAUCAGCCUCUCAAAGUUGAGCUCACUAGGGCGCUCGGAAAAUUGGCAGAAGGCUUUUUACACCUGUACAACUCAUGGCUUUGUCAUUGGCUUGUACUUCAUCCCUCGACUCACUGUCUACACCUACAAUCAGGUCCAGCUGAUCCCCAACGCCGAUCUCAACGUUCUGCUUAUUUGUCUGUACACUUUUGUCCCCCAUUUUGCCAGCCCUAUCAUUUUCUGUCUUCGGACAGAGGAAAUCAAAAGGACUCUGAGAAAUGUGUUGAAACGAACGAUAACCAAGAAAUAUUAA